Messenger RNA from Cherax quadricarinatus, 2336 nucleotides. The record is from RefSeq and is a predicted model, not a curated record. NCBI's taxonomy places the organism in Eukaryota, Metazoa, Arthropoda, Malacostraca, Decapoda, Parastacidae.
AAGGAAGAGUCGCCAUCUGUUGAGAGGAUCAAGAACCAACUGUGUCAAUACUGUCUGGACCAAACCUGGACCAAACCUGGACCAAACCUGGACCAAACUGGACCAAGAUGGACCUAAAGAAGCUGGCUGGCCAGGCUGGCCAGUUCCUAACUCGUGCAGUACAGUACACAGAAGAAAAGAUUGGCAGCGCUGAAAAGACAGAAUUAGAUGGCCACUUUGAAUCCUUGUCCCAUCAAGCGGAUUCGGCCAGACACUGGACGGAAAAGAUGCUGGUUGGUGCAGAGUCUGUCCUUAUUCCAAACCCAGGCAACAGGGUAGAAGAUAUGAUCUUUGAAAAGAUUGAGAAGCGCCGUCCCAAUAGACUUAGCAACUUGGAAUAUUUUGGGUUGGAUAUGGUUCAAGCUGGGAAUGAUUUUGGCUCAGGGACAGCGUAUGGGUCAGCACUGCUGAAAGUAGGUGGUGCAGAGCAGCGUCUUGGGAUGGUGGAGAGAGAAUUUAUUAGCAAUGCAGUUCAGGGGUUUAUCCAGCCACUGAGGAAGUUCCUCGAAACUGAAAUGAAAACGAUCACAAAGGAGAAACGACUUUUAGAGACCAAGAGGCUGGAUCUCGAUGCAUGCAAGAGUCGCCUCCGGAAAGCACGUUCACUGGAUGGCCAGUCUUCACAAAAGGAUGCAGUGGAUCCCAAAGUCUUAGUCGCUCAGCUUCAGGCAGAGCAGGAAGUGUUAGAAGCUGAAGCAGAUUUAAGGAAGGCUCAGGCUGACUUUGAUAGACAGGCUGAAAUUACUAAACUGCUGCUGGAAGGUGUAAGGUCGUCACAAGCAGCUCACCUGCGUUACCUGAAUGAGCUUGUUGAGGCCCAGACACUCUAUUAUGAUCAAUCCCACAAAGUCAUGGUGGAAUUGCAAAAGGAACUGGCAAGUGUCCCCUUCAACCCCUCGGCAGUCGGAGCUUUUGACAACAGUGUCCCAGUUUUCCAAAUAAAUGACGAAGAAAUUGACUUGCAAUCCCCAUCUUCACCCUAGCCUAGCAUGUUUGAUUGUUAAACUCUGUAAUCUUAUUUCCAGUGUUAUUACUGGCCUUAUUAGUGAUAUUUCUAUCUGUCCAUAUCAUGUAUGCCUUUACGGUAGUAAUAGAAGGCUGGUGCAUGCAAGAUCCUCCCUAAAUGUUGCAGUUAGAUUUUAUGUUUGUGUGUUUACGAUGCAGCGUCAUUUAAAUUAUAUUCUUAGGGAAGCACUUAAUCUGUAGGGGUUGCAAAGCUUUUGGAAUAUUAGGAGAUACAAGGUUUGAGAUGAGGAAGGGGAGGGUAAUGCCAGUUUCUUGUAUAAAGAUCCAUUCACUAGUAUCAAAGCUCUCAUCCCUGCCACCUUGAAUAAGUUACAGUUGAACAAAUACUCAAGCAUCUACUAGGGAAUUAUUCUUAUGUUUUUCACACACUUUUGUGAAGGGCUUUUCAAAUUUAUUAUAUGUACUUAAAUACGUACAAGAAUAUGUUAAAAUUAAAAAGUUUUCAAGAGAAGUGCCUUGGUGUUAGUGAAGAGUUCUUUGAAGAACAAAAAGGCACAUUUCCCUGACCGGAACAAUACACAAAUAACCCACAAAUAGGAGAGAAAAGCUUACCAAUAUGUUUCUGUAUGACCAUUUACAUUGUCACACUAACACAAAAUGGUCCAAGUCAUACCGAAAUGUCGCCAUAAGGUUCUCUCUCCUAUUUGCGGGUUAUUAUCUAAGAAUUCUUGAUUCAAGAAAUUGUAACUACAUGAUUACCUCCCAUUUGUCGGAUACUGUAUGAACCCCUCCCAUCCCUACAGGUUUAGCGUCUCUCCAUAAAUGAAAUAAUUUAAAAUCACUUGUAGCGUACAUACACAUCCGAGGGAGAAGUAGAGGUAGAGAAAAUACACUCAGAUGGUAUAAAGAUUUGAUAGAGCUUAGUCUACUAACAUUUUGAGGGAUAAGUUAAUCCUCUUAUAUGAGAAGGACUUUUAGUGUGUAUGUAGCAGGAGUGUGUGAAGUGUUAGUGGGAGAAUGACUGGUAAUAACCCCAGUAUCACUAGUCACUAACAUUCACCCAAGAUAUAAAGUAAGACUGGUAGUAACCCCAGCAUCACCAGUCACUAACAUUCACCCAAGUAUAAAGUUAAGACUGGUAGUAACCCCAGCAUCACCAGUCACUAACAUUCACCCAAGAUAUAAAGUAAGACUGGUAGUAACCCCAGCAUCACCAGUCACUAACAUUCACCCAAGAUAUAAAGUAAGACUGGUAGUAACCCCAACAUCACCAGUCACUAACAUUCACCCAGGAUAUAAAGUAAGACUGGUAGUAACCCCAGCAUCACCAG